This is a messenger RNA of Dioscorea cayenensis subsp. rotundata (Guinea yam), 1395 nucleotides long. Its product is annotated as probable L-gulonolactone oxidase 6. Gene Ontology annotation, molecular function: D-arabinono-1,4-lactone oxidase activity; FAD binding. The record is from RefSeq and is a predicted model, not a curated record. Gene Ontology annotation, cellular component: membrane. Bases 117 to 1361 code for a protein of 414 amino acids. The transcript has 3 exons. NCBI's taxonomy places the organism in Eukaryota, Viridiplantae, Streptophyta, Magnoliopsida, Dioscoreales, Dioscoreaceae.
GAGUGGGAUGGUGUUGAAGGACUUCAUCGCUGAGGCGGCGAAGGCCGGGCUUGCUCUGCCGUACACGCCGUACUGGUCAGGGUUGACGAUGGGGGGGAUGUUGGGGACUGGAGCGCAUGGGAGCUCGCUGUGGGGGAAAGGGUGGUGCUGUGCAUGAGUUUGUCGUCGGAGUUAGGAUCGUCACGCCGGCGUCCGGCGAGGAGGGAUUCGCUAGGGUUUUGUCUUUGGAUGCUCGCCACCCUGAGUUUGAUGCUGUUAAGGUUUCACUUGGAGUUCUUGGUGUUAUUUCCCAGGUCACACUGAAGUUAGAGCCAAUGUUCAAAAGGUCACUCACGUACGUGGACAGUGAUGACACUGGUUUAGGGGACAAGGUCGUUGACUUUGGUAGGCAGUACGAGUUCGGUGACGUGUCAUGGUUCCCGGGACACAAGAAAGCUGUGUACCGCGUUGACUUUCGAGUCCCAACCAAUGCAAGUGGAAAUGGGCUCAAUGAUUUUAUUGGGUUCCGUUCCACAACCGCGUUAGCGCUUGCUCUAAGUAGAUUAAUAGAUGAAAAUUUAGAAGCAACAAACAACACAAUUGGGAAGUGCAUAACUUCAAAGCUAAUGAAAGACACAACUUCCAUUGGUGGAUAUGGCCUAAAAAACAAUGGCAUUCUCUUCACUGGCUACCCUGUUGUUGGAUUCCAAAACAGGAUGCAAUCCUCUGGGAGUUGUCUAGACAGCAUUGAGGACUCCCUCAUCACUGCUUGUCCAUGGGAUCCAAGAAUCAAAGGAGCAUUCUUCCACCAAACCACAUUCAGCAUAGCACUUUCAAAGGUCAAAGACUUCAUCAUUGAUGUCCAAAAGUUAAGGGACAUCAACCCAAAGGCUUUGUGUGAGUUAGAGCUCUCUAAUGGGAUUCUAAUGAGGUAUGUUAAAGGAUCCACAGCUUUUUUGGGUAAAGAAGAGGAUUCAGUGGACUUUGAUAUCACUUAUUAUAGAAGUCAUGAUCCUAUGAAACCAAGACUUGAUGAAGAUGUGUAUGAAGAGAUUGAGCAAAUGGGUUUGUUUAAGUAUGGAGGGUUACCACAUUGGGGGAAGAACAGGAACUUGGCUUUUGAUGGGGUGGCUAAAAAGUAUGCAAAGUUUGGGGAGUUUCUGGAAGUGAAGGAGAAGUUUGAUCCUGAUGGUUUGUUUUCUAGUGAGUGGAGUGAUGAAGUUCUUGGGAUUAAUGGAAAAAGAACUAGUAUUGUUAAGCCUGGUUGUGCUCUUGAAGGGCUUUGUAUUUGCUCAGAGGACACUCAUUGUGCACCGGCAAAAGGGUACUUUUGUAGGCCUGGUAAGGUGUUCACUGAUGCUCGUGUUUGUUCUAAAAGUUAAGUGAUCUUUUAAUUCUAGCUCUGGUCUUCUUUUA